AUCAUUUUGAUAGGCCGGGGCCGCUCCAGUCUUGGCUUCCAUCUUCCCUGGGCCCGGUUUUGCCAGUACUCCUGCUCCAGGCUCACCACUUGGCUUGCCCCUAAUCUCGCAUGUCGUGUUCUCCAGAUGCUGUAGUCGAUUCGCCGCAGACAUCAAUCAGAUUUCCACUGAAUCCAUCCGUCCGCGAAGAGAAAAUUAUUCCGCGACGACCUCAAGCCUAGCGAACUUCCUGUGAAACUCGACCGCGACAGCAUAGCGCAUCUUCAAUUGACCCGUGGGCCCCGGCAGUAUCGUUACUUUUCGACCCUGGCUUAUCGUCCAGACCUGCUCACGUCGUCGCCCUCGGGACUGCAACUACACAACACUCUCGUGUGCCGAUCGGUGGUCUGCCGCCCUCGACGGUUUUUGCACCCGCCACGAAAUACAAGAUAGCCGGCCACUCUCGUUUAUACUCUCUCGACUCUCUUGUUUCGCGCUCGCUCGACUCGGGUGGUGCUGAGGACCGCUCACACACCGCAAAAAUGCUUCUUCCAAAGGGUGGCCUCAACUGGAAAGCCGCAAGAGGCUCACUCCCGCCGUCAAGGGCGAUAUGGACCUUUGUCACAAGAACCAGGUUCCUGUUACUCGUUGCCCUGUCAGGAGUCUUUCUAUUACUAUGGCGCGGCGUCAAAUCUUCAGCUUCCGAGAUGCAGAGCUUCUACUGUUGGGGACCAUCAAAGCCUCCUAUGGAAAUGACGGUGAAUGAGCAGGCAGCAUGGAGCGCCCACAUGCAAACUCCUGUCAUCUUCAAUCACCACACGCCUUUAGAAAUUAACUCGUCCACCAUCAUUCACCACGACCUGAACCCUAUCAAGUCGACGCCCAAGGCCGUCGCUAACGAGGAGCGUGUUCUCAUCCUGACGCCGCUGAAGGAUGCAGCACCUUACCUGUCCAAGUACUUUGAAUUGAUUGCUGAGCUUACAUAUCCCCACCACCUGAUCGACCUCGCCUUCCUUGUUGGCGAUUCUACCGACGAUACUCUAGCUGUCCUCUCAUCCGAGAUUGACAGGAUACAGAAGCGUUCCGACAAUGUCCCUUUCCGCAGCGCCACAAUCGUCGAGAAGGACUUCAACUUCAAGCUAAGCCAAGACGUUAAGGACCGCCAUGGAUUCGAGGCCCAGGCACCACGCCGCAAGAACAUGGGGCGUGCUCGCAACUACCUGCUCUACACUGCGCUGAAGCCGGAACACUCCUGGGUCUACUGGCGCGAUGUCGACAUCGUUGACAGCCCUAAGGCUGUGCUGGAGGACUUUGUCGCCCACGACAAGGACAUUCUUGUUCCUAAUAUUUGGUUCCACCGCUACAAGGAUGACAAAGAUAUCGAGGGCCGAUUCGACUACAACUCCUGGAUCGAGUCUGACAAGGGCCGUAAAUUAGCAGCCAGCCUUGACAAGGAUGUCGUCCUUGCAGAGGGCUAUAAGCAGUACGACACUGGCCGUACCUAUAUGGCUAGGAUGGGCGACUGGCGUGAAGACGCUACCAAAGAGAUUGAGCUUGACGGCAUUGGCGGCGUGAACAUUGUUGUCAAGGCAGAUGUUCACAGAUCAGGCAUCAACUUUCCUUGCUACGCUUUUGAGAACCAAGCCGAGACAGAAGGCUUCGCCAAGAUGGCCAAGAGGGCAGGAUACCAAGUCAUUGGUCUCCCCAACUACGUGGUGUGGCACAUCGACACUGAUGAGAAGGCAGGCAAUGCCUGAAGAGGCCACGGGACUAUGAGCCACCAUUGGCCCAGACGCAAUGUUUUAUGAGCUGGUGUCGAAAUGACAUCAGAGCCGUCCUUGUGACUGCGAUCUUGGACACACCAUUUUAGUGUCUAUAUUAUUCCUCCUCACACCGUAAUACUCACUUCUAGAGCCACAGUUGCUGGGGAGCCUCGCUGAAGCGGCGACAGAAGACAUCAUUAUUGUACGACUUUAUAAGAGACGGGAAAGAUGAAGCGGGUCUCGAACGAUGCGUACGGACAUAUUGCAUUACAUGUUGUUUCGAAAGUUCAAAACCAAGAGGAGUUUUCUUUUUACAGGGUUGGGUUUGGGAAUGCUUCUUGUCUAAUUCUAUUCUCCUAGCUGUUCUAUUCGUCCAUAUCUUCACUCAAGACAAGAAUGUCACGCCAUGAACCAGAGAUUGAGGGAAUUGGUGUGUAUUACAGGCGCGCUAGACAUAUUUUUUCUUCUUCUUUUCUUUCUCGCUCCAGCGACAUUGUUUCUUUCGCGGGUUUAUUGUCAGAACAAAGAUCCAGCAUUCAGAAGCGACUAUCUCAGUCGCGCUUUUUGAGUGAGUAAUGAACCAUCAUAGCAAGUCCUUCAUAUAUAUAUAUAUCAACCUGGGAAACAGUCCUGGACCUCCA
Pyricularia grisea is the source of this 2383-nucleotide messenger RNA. RefSeq lists its product as uncharacterized. NCBI's taxonomy places the organism in Eukaryota, Fungi, Ascomycota, Sordariomycetes, Magnaporthales, Pyriculariaceae. The record is from RefSeq and is a predicted model, not a curated record. The transcript is spliced from 6 exons. Gene Ontology annotation, molecular function: alpha-1,6-mannosyltransferase activity. Gene Ontology annotation, cellular component: mannan polymerase complex. Gene Ontology annotation, biological process: cell wall mannoprotein biosynthetic process; protein N-linked glycosylation. The coding region runs from base 522 to 1736 and encodes 404 amino acids.